Molecule: messenger RNA, 1621 nt
Organism: Synchiropus splendidus (mandarinfish)
Lineage: Eukaryota; Metazoa; Chordata; Actinopteri; Syngnathiformes; Callionymidae
Product: importin subunit alpha-7-like
Exons: 14
Coding region: 113-1621 (502 amino acids)
Biological process (GO): NLS-bearing protein import into nucleus
Cellular component (GO): cytoplasm; nucleus; nucleoplasm
Molecular function (GO): protein binding; nuclear import signal receptor activity
Source: RefSeq, a predicted model, not a curated record
CAGAACCUUCCAGAGAAGCUGAUGGAAAUCUUGUGCCGACCUCCAACAGCAUACCCGUCAACCCUCCAACGAUCUGAGAAUCUUUGCCAGAAACACGUCGGCGAAGCUCUCCAUGGAGGACUUGAGCAGCAGCCCAGUCAGGAUGAGCAGCAGGAACAAUGGGGAUGUCGAUUUAAGGAAACAAAAAUUAAUGGACAGAGAUGAUGAGCGUCUUGCAGAAGAAGAAUACCUGCCUGGGAGGAACCUUCCCAUUGACUACUCACCUAGUGGCGGCGGCAUCGUCAAAGACAUGAUCGAGAUGUUGUUCUCAGAAGUUCCUGAUCUCCAGCUGACAGCCACACAGAUUCUUCGCAAGCUUCUUUCCAAAGGUGUCGCUCACAAAAUUUUCAAGCAAAACCCAGCGAUUGAAGAGGUGAUCAACUCUGCCGGAGUGUUGGAGAAACUGGUGGAGUUCCUCAUGUCCGUUCACAGCUCGGAACUGCAGUUUGAAGCAGCCUGGGCCCUCACAAACAUCGCCGCAGGUCCAUCAAAACUGACCGCCCGAGUGGUUGAGGCUGGAGCCGUGCCCCUGUUGAUCCAACUUCUCUGCUCCACCCAUGAAGAUGUGAAGGAAAUGGCCGUGUGGGCUUUAGGGAACAUCGCUGGAGAUGGACCAGUUUGUCGAGACUAUGUGAUCAACUGCAAUGUCCUGUCUCCUCUACUGAUGCUGCUGAGUCCCUCCAGUAAUCUAGCCAUCACCAAAAAGGCGGUGUGGACUCUGUCAAAUCUCUUCAGAGGAAAAAACCCUCCACCAGCUUUUGAGAAGGUGUCGCCGGCUCUUCCUGUUCUGUCCAAGCUCUUAUACAGCAGUGACAUCGACCUGCUGGUCAACGUCUGUUGGGGCCUUUCCUACCUUUUGGACGGUCCUUCUGACCAUAUCCAGGCGGUCAUCAACUCUGGAGUGUGUCCGCGCCUUGUUACCCUGCUCAUGCACCAGGAGAAGGUGGCCUACCCUGCCCUGAGGGCGGUGGGAAACAUCCUGACUGGAAGUCACAUCCAGACCCAGAUGGUGCUGAAUUGUUCAGCUCUGCCAAGUCUCCGCAACCUCCUCAUCAGGAGGUCCAUGCUGAAAGAGGUUUGCUGGGCCCUCUCCAACAUCACAGCUGGACAUCGAACUCAGCUGCAGAUGGUGAUUGACGCAAAGAUCUUCCCCAUUUUGAUCGAAGUCUUUCAAAACUCCGCCUUCAGGAUCAAGCUAGAGGCUGGCUGGGCAAUUGUCAACAGUGUCUGUGCAGCUACGCCGGUGCAGAUCAGGUACUUGGUCGAUGUGGGCUGCAUUAAGGAGCUCUGCGAACUGCUCAUCAUGAAGGACCUGAUGAUCGUUCUGGACUCACUCAGAGCCCUGGAGUACAUUCUGAUAUGUGGUGACCAUGCUGCCAAGAAAAACUGCGCCGAGCAAAACCCUUUCUGUGCUCUGAUCGAGGAAGCUAAAGGCAUGGACCGAAUAAUGGCUCUUCAGUAUCACGACAGCCCACUGAUCUACCAGAAAGCUGUGGAAGUAGUGGAGAACUUCUUCAGUGCCGAUGAGGAUGAGAACUGUAAUCUGCCUCCACAGGUGGACCAGACUCUGAAGGGCUUUUAA